Molecule: messenger RNA, 1460 nt
Organism: Penicilliopsis zonata CBS 506.65
Lineage: Eukaryota; Fungi; Ascomycota; Eurotiomycetes; Eurotiales; Aspergillaceae
Exons: 6
Coding region: 449-1000 (183 amino acids)
Biological process (GO): protein transport
Cellular component (GO): lysosomal membrane
Molecular function (GO): GTP binding; GTPase activity
Source: RefSeq, a predicted model, not a curated record
ACGGCGGGCAAAAGAGAAACAGGAACGGUCUGGGAGGUUAAAGGAGAGCUCAUAGCUCCAUGUCGACUCGCUCUGGUCCUCGUCUGGUCCCCCUCCGUUUGCUGAUUAUUAGGCUUCCCUGAAUCUUGCAUCUACGUUCGUCUCUGCCUACAACCCAAUCUCCCCCAAUCUCCCCCAAUCCCAAAUCCUCCCAUUUGCCUUGCCGCAUGUUCCUUUUCUAAAGAGCUGCAGCUUCUUCCGGCAGCCUGCCUCGGACAGUCCCCACUCUUUAUUACUCCUACAGAUUUGGUUCUGGUUAAUUGAUCAUCGAAGAAAAGGUCAUUCCCGCCACUUUCGCUCGGACCUUUUCUCUCUUCCCACAGCUCGCCUGGCGCUUUGGGGGGGGUUCUUUUUUUUUCCUUAUCUAUCCAGAACUCGCUACGUAUCUUGAGGCUGAGCAUUGUUCAAGAUGGCGGGCAUCUUUCGAGCCAUCUAUGACUGGCUCCUGAGGAUGUUCUGGGCUACGGAGAUGGAUGUUACGAUGAUUGGUCUGCAAAAUGCUGGCAAGUCGUCGCUGCUGCGUGUUCUGGCGGGCGGAGAGUUCACUGUAGACUCCAUACCGACCAUCGGUUUCAACACAAAGAAGGUUCAGAAGGGCCAUGUGACGCUAAAAUGCUGGGAUCUCGGUGGGCAACCGCGAUUUCGACCGAUGUGGGAGCGAUAUUGCCGAGGCGUCAAUGCUAUCGUGUAUAUCGUAGAUGCGGCGGACCAGGCUGCUCUGCCGGUUGCCACCGAAGAACUCCACGACCUGAUGAGAAAACCCACGCUCGACGGUAUCCCGUUGUUAGUCCUUGGGAACAAGUCGGAUCUUCCAGACAAGUUAUCCGUCGACGAUCUGAUCGAAACCAUGGACCUGAAGUCUAUCACCCGCCGUGAAGUCAGCUGCUAUGGAAUCAGCGCCAAGGAGGAAACCAACCUCGACGCAGUCUUACACUGGCUCAUUGCCCGAUCCAGCAGAUAAAUUUCCGGCUCUUUUUCCCCAACCACCCCCCAGACGAGCCCCGGCCCGACCACGUUGACAGCACGGAUCUUUUCUUUGUCUCUUUCAUCCUCACCGGUAGAUUUUCGAUGAUUUUGGCUCGCUGCCCGGCCUCUUAUGAUAACGAUCUCGUUCAGGGAACAUGCAAUUGGAGCGAUCUUCUUUCUUUUUUGGUUUGGUUUGGUUUGGUCUUUUCUGUGGCUUUCUCCUUUCUCCCAGUGGUUUUGGGGCAUAGUUGCUUUUUACCGAUUUUUAUUGCAUCCAACUCACGAAUCUUUCCUGUGUAUCAGUUUUUGGUUUAGCUUGAUAUCUCCCCUUUGGAUAACCAUGUUCGAGUAUUUGUGUUUGAUAGCAAGUUCUAGCAACGCAGAGUGUGAACUUCUCGAUUGAAUUCAAGAUAUCUCGUCUUACGUCUUAUCUUGCAGGUUCCGGUUAGACGGGU